Molecule: messenger RNA, 9878 nt
Organism: Panthera uncia (snow leopard)
Lineage: Eukaryota; Metazoa; Chordata; Mammalia; Carnivora; Felidae
Gene: MAN2A1
Product: mannosidase alpha class 2A member 1
Exons: 22
Coding region: 3941-7231 (1096 amino acids)
Biological process (GO): protein deglycosylation; N-glycan processing; mannose metabolic process
Cellular component (GO): Golgi membrane
Molecular function (GO): carbohydrate binding; alpha-mannosidase activity
Source: RefSeq, a predicted model, not a curated record
AGAGUCUGUUCUUAAUCACAGUUGUACCCUGGAAAGUUGUACCCUUCAAAGUGAUUUUACAAAGCCAUACUUUUAUUGUAGCAACAACAGAAGUAAUGUCUUCUUGAGUGCCUGCUUCUUGGAAGGCCCUGUGCUAAGUUCUUUUGUAACCAUUCCAAGCAGUAGGUAUUAGCACUUUUUUUCCCCAUAAAGAAACUGAGGCCCAGAAAAAUUAAGUUAUUUUCUGAAGGUCACAGUGCUAGUGUACCAAAGGUGUUGUUGGAACCCACAUCAUCUGACCCAGUGCCCAUGUGCUUAACCAUUCACCUAAACUGCCUUUAUUAGCUAAAAGGAGUCAUUAAAAAUAAAGGUAAUCAUUAUUUGCAGUUACUUAAAAAUAAAAAUGUGGUGAAGUAUAAUAUCCUAGAGCAUGAGAUGGAAGAAUCUGGUACAAGGAUAAUUAGAAGAAUUAAUACCCAGUUAAGCAGAUUAUCAAAAGUUGCAUGUUUAUGAAUUUAUGUUACCCUCUAGUUUAGGGGUGAUUUGGCAAGUGGAUUAUUUUUGGCUUGUUUAUCUUAGAUAUUGCACUGACAUGUGUGAAGUCAGAGACAUCAGCCCCCAACCUGGCUGAUCACCAGAAUCACCUGUGGAACAUAAACACUGCAGUUUCUGAGACUCUUCCCAAGAUUCCAGGGUGGAUUCCUGGGUUUUGUAAUUUUGAGCAGUCUUUCAGAUGCUUCUGAUGGUUAUUGUUAGAGCCUUUUACCCAGUCACAUUUACUGCAUGGUGGGCACAUUUAGUGAUGGAAUCCAGGUCCAGAAAUAUCUUGAUGUGAUGGAGUAAUAUACUGAAUCUAACAAAAUCCAACAAUACAGAGGAAAAGAAAGCAUGAAUGAUAGGUGGUAUGGAGCUAGAGUUUCAGACUUACAAGCACAUACAUUUUGGAGUGAAGUUUUGUUUCUUUUGAAUGCCGCCUUUGGUGGCAUUGGUGGUUAUCUUAUAAACAUGUAAUACUGUUUUCUCUAUAGGUCUCUGAACUAGAAACUUGAUUUGGUUGAGUGAAGAUUUUCUAUCACUAUCAUGGUAGGAAGAAUUUCAGAAUCACCUUGGGUUCUUUUAUCAGACUCUUUCCCUCCCCCACAUCAGUUGAAAGUCAGAGCCCAUUGAGCCAUGCUUACUAAUGGUAGUGAAAGUUGAAAAAUUGUGGUUGGACUGUACAAAAUCCAUAAUCUCUGUUUGCCCUAGAGGAAGAGUCACAUAUUUUACCCUACUCACAAAGUCAUGAUUGUCACUGUGGCCAGACAUGACUCAAUUUCUAUAUUAUUUUCCUCUUACUCGAUGAAGAUCACCCUAUAAUUGAGGACGUUUACUUCUCAUUCUUACCUAUGUUUUGGGUCACAGUGAAGAUUUUUGUUGAUUUACUUCUUCAAAAAUGUUAGUGUUUCAUUUUUAUUCAUAUUAUUUUUGGUGUAAACUGUGCCAAAAAGUGACAUUUAAUACUUCCUUAUCUUAGAGAAAAGGUUGCACACAGAUUCCCCCACCCCCAGUAAAUAUUUGCAGUUCUUUUGUGCAUCAGGCAUUGUGCUAGGCAUCAGGGUAUGGUGAUGAAUAACAAUAGCUGUGGUGCCUGUUCUCAAGAUAAAUAUUUAUUUAGUGAUGAAGAUGGGGAAAUAAAUAGUACAUGAAUAAAAUAGGUAAAAGAUGUAGUAAGACAAAAAAUAAGUUGACAUAAUACAGAAUCACAUGAGAAGGCUUAUUUAUUUAUUUAUUUAUUUAUUUAUUGAAAUGUUUAUUUAUUUUGAGAGGGGGAGGGAGAGGCAGAGAGAAUCCCAAGCAGGCUCUGCACUGCUCAAUCCCACAAACCUUGAGAUUAUAACCUGAACUGAAAUCAAGAGUCUGACGCUUAAUUGACGGAGCCACCCAGGUGCCCCUGAGAAGGCCUGUUUUAUACAGGAUGGCUUGGGAAGGCUAUGCUGAGGGGACAUUUCAGGUGAGAUCUGAAGUACUCUAUAAAGGAAGAACGUGUAUGAAGGUCUCGAGAUGGGUUGAAGAGGAACUGGCUUAGAACUGAGAUGAGAUGAGGGUGAAGCUAAAUUGGGGGAGGGGGGAUAGUUGGAUACAGGUCCUUACUGAUGGUAGUGUAAGUGCAGUGAGAAACUAGCUCUGGAUUGUAUUGUAAGAAAGAUACAAUGCGGCUGCAUAGGUCACGGUUGAAGGAUGUAAGCCUAGGAUUGGGAAAUUAGUUAAGAGGCUGCUGUGUACGAGACAGAGAGAUUGUCAGAGGAUUGGAUCAGCAUGGUUGCAGUUGAGAGGGAGAGACGUGGAGUGAUUCAACAGCUAUUGUAGAGGUAGUAAGGAAAGAGCUUGCAGAUAGACUGGAUGUGUGAGCGGGGUGAGGAAGGAGGAAGAAUCCGUUAUGCCACCAAGAUUUGGGGAGUGGCUAACUAGGUGGACAUUAGAGCUACUUACUGAAGAUCUGAAGAUGCAGAAGGCUUAUUUGGGAGGGUUCUUUGGGGCAUAAGUUUGAAACCCAAGUGGACGAGCAGAGUAGUCAUUUGGAUGUAUGGUGUUUUCCAGAGAAGAGGCUUCAGUUAGAGAUAGAAAUGUAGAUGAGACAUCAGUACAAAUGAUGGAAUUUAAACCAUGGAGUGUAUGAGAUAGUUUAAGAUAGUAUAGAGACUGCAGAGGUCCCAGAAAUUAACCUUAAGGCCCUUCAUCAUGUAGUUACUGGGGAGAGAAGGAGACUGAGAAACCAGAGGCAGAAGGAAACCUAGAGCAUGCUGGGCUGAGAGUAGGUGAAGAAAACGUUGCCAGGAGGAAGAAGUGGUCUAGUGUGCUAGAUGCUCCUCAAGAUGAUGAGUCAGGUGAGCACAGCGUGUGCUUAUCAUGACUGACUCCAUGGAAGUCUUUGGGGCCUGUUCAGGGGCAGUUUGGGUGGAGUGGUACGCACAGGCUGAAUACAGCGGGCAGAUGAGAGAAUAGGAAUUUAUAAGGAAUGUAUAUAGUGAGUACAGACUGUUGAUAACCUCUGUAUGUCUCUGAAGGCGCUGGGGCCCUGGAAGGGGAUUGUGGGGCUAAGGGAAGCACUGGAGUUUGAUUUGGUGUUUUAGACAAGAUAUCAUGCUAAGUUGAACCCUAGGAAAUUGGUGAACUGUACUAUAUUUGAUUUAUGAGAAUGGCAAAUUUCAUAUAGUUUGACCUAAUGUUACAUGUUAUACUACUGAGAAUGAGUUACUUUUGAAAAGGGAGUUUGAUGAAGCAGUGUUGAGAGAGCUUUAACCAAAAGAGUACAGCCUUUGAGCUGUUGAGAGAGAUGGGUUUGGAGCUCCCCAGUCAAGUGUUGGCCUUUGAAGCGGGGAGGGGGAAGGCACACAAUUUUUCCACUGUAACAGGAAGGAAGAUGCUGAUGUACAGAUUCAGCCGAGUUUCAGUGAUCAUCGUGAUGCUGAUCUCGGCAGCUAGUGUUUACCCGGGGCCAGUAAUUGCGGAACAAGCUUUCAGAUUUGGCUGUAGGUGCACAUUGAUUGAUUUUGUUCAUACACUGAGUGGCUACUGAUCCUGUUUUGCCUUGUAGUAGGCUCUAAAUUUUCUCCCUCAAAAGUCAUUGAUAUCAGUGAAAUUUUUUUUUAUUAUUAUUCAGUUUUUCCCUUUCAUCAAAAGCAGAGUACAUCAAAUAGCAUGACCUCCUUCUCCACUCAUCAGCAGUAAAACACCAUGGCCUCCCUAUAGAACUGAUUAGCAAAUCAAAGAAUAAAGUGUUUUUCUCACAAGUGAUUUUCUUACCCUACAGAAAAUUGUCUUUUUCAGUAUUGCUAUCAGUAUUCUUUGACUUGUCAGCAUAAUUGAAACGAUACCUGUGAUUUCUGUUACUUCAAUGCAGACUACAAGUGCAUCCUUUUAAGGUCAUACUACUCUUCUUCUGUCUUGUGUACAAGAAUUUGCUUACGAGGGCCAGCUCUCAAUGUUGCAAGAAAAAAUAGACCAUUUGGAGCGUUUGCUAGCUGAGAAUAAUGAGAUCAUCUCAAAUAUUAGAGACUCGGUCAUCAAUUUGAGUGAAUCUGUGGAGGAUGGUCCAAAAAGUUCACAAGGCAAUUUCAGCCAAGGUGCUGGCUUACCUCUUCUGCCGUCAAAACAGCUGUCCCUCGUAGUGGACCCUGAAGACUGUUCAUUCGCUUUACAAGGUGGAAGUAGGCAUUCAGAUGUGCAGAUGUUGGAUGUUUACAGUCUGAUUCCUUUUGACAACCCAGAUGGUGGAGUUUGGAAACAAGGAUUUGACAUUAGCUAUGUGUUUAAUGAAUGGGACUCUAAGCCCCUUCAAGUCUUUGUGGUGCCUCAUUCCCAUAAUGACCCAGGUUGGUUGAAGACUUUUGAUGACUACUUUAGAGAGAUGACUCAGUAUAUUUUUAAUAACAUGGUCAUCAAGCUGAAAGAAGACUCACGGAGGAAAUUUAUGUGGUCUGAGAUUUCUUACCUUUCAAAGUGGUGGGAUACUAUAGAUAAGCCGAAGAAGGAUGCUGUUAAAAGUUUGCUACAAAACGGUCAGUUUGAAAUUGUGACAGGUGGCUGGGUUAUGCCUGAUGAAGCUGCUCCACAUUAUUUUGCCUUAAUUGACCAACUAAUUGAAGGACAUCAGUGGCUGGAAAAAAAUCUAGGAGUGAAACCUCGGUCUGGUUGGUCUAUUGAUCCUUUUGGACAUUCCCCAACAAUGGCUUAUCUUCUUAAACGGGCUGGAUUUUCUCACAUGCUUAUUCAGAGAGUUCAUUAUGCAGUUAAAAAACAUUUUGCAUUGCAUAAAACACUGGAAUUUUUUUGGAGACAGAAUUGGGAUCUGGGAUCUGGCACAGAUAUUUUUUGCCACAUGAUGCCCUUCUACAGCUAUGACAUCCCUCAUACAUGCGGACCUGAUCCUAAAAUAUGCUGCCAGUUUGAUUUUAAACGGCUUCCUGGAGGCAGAUUUGGUUGUCCCUGGGGAGUCCCCCCAGAAACAAUACAUCCUGGAAAUGUCCAAAAGAGGGCUGAGAUGCUUCUCGACCAGUACCGAAAAAAGUCAAAGCUGUUCCGUACCACAGUUCUCCUGGCCCCUCUGGGAGAUGAUUUUCGCUACUGUGAACGCACAGAAUGGGAUCAUCAGUUUAAGAAUUACCAGCUGCUUUUUGAUUAUAUGAAUUCUCAUCCUGAGUAUAACGUUAAGAUACAGUUUGGAACUUUAUCGGAUUACUUUGAUGCACUGGAUAAAGAAGAUGUAACCAGUGGAAAGAAUAGCCAAUCAAUGUUCCCUGUUCUAAGUGGAGAUUUUUUCACUUAUGCUGACCGAGAUGAUCAUUACUGGAGUGGCUACUUUACAUCCAGACCCUUUUACAAGCGAAUGGAUAGGAUAUUGGAAUCCCAUUUAAGGGCUGCUGAAAUUCUUUACUAUUUCGCCCUGAAACAAGCUCAGAAAUACAAGAUAAGUAAAUUUCUUUCAUCAUCCCAUUACACGGCACUGACAGAAGCCAGAAGAAAUUUGGGACUAUUUCAACAUCAUGAUGCUAUCACAGGAACUGCAAAAGAUUGGGUGGUUGUGGAUUAUGGUACCAGACUCUUUCAUUCCUUAAUGAAUUUGAAGAAGAUAAUCGGAUAUUCUGCACUACUUCUUAUUUUGAAGGACAAAACCUCGUACAACUCUUACUCUUUUGAUAACCUCCUAGACAUGGAUUUGAAACAAAGCUCACAAAGUUCUCUACCACAAAAAACUGUAAUAACGCUGAGUGCAGAUCCAAGGUAUCUUGUCAUCUGUAAUCCUUCAGAACAAGACCGAAACUCGGUGGUCUCCGUCUAUGUGAGUUCCCCCACAGCACAAGUGUCUUCUGCUUCGGGAAAGCCAGUGGAAAUUCAAAUGAGCGCAGUUUGGGAUACAGCAAGUAUUAUUUCACAGACAGCCUAUGAGAUCUCUUUUCUAGUACAGAUACCACCAUUGGGAAUGAAAGUGUAUACAGUUGUGGAAUCAGCAAAUUCAGAUCCACAUUUAGCUGAGUAUGUCCUGUAUAAUGGUAACAUCAAAGAUAAAGGAAUUUUCAACAUGAAGAAUGUAAAAAGUGCUGAGGAAGCUAUAACUCUAGAGAACUCCUUUCUUAAACUUCAGUUUGGUCCAUCUGGGCUUAUGGAGGAAAUGAUAAAUAAAGAAGAUGGUAAGCGUCAUGAAGUAAAAGUACAAUUUUCAUGGUAUGGAACGACGAGUAAAAAGGAUAAAAGUGGUGCCUACCUCUUCUUACCUGAUGGGGAAGCCAAGCCUUAUGUUUACACAACACUACCCUUUGUCAGAGUGCAACAUGGAAGGUUUUAUUCGGACGUGACUUGCUUUUUUGAACGUGUUACCCAUAGAGUCCGACUAUACAACAUACAGGGAAUAGACGGACAGUCUGUGGAAGUUUCCAAUAUUGUGGACAUCCGAAAAGAACAUAACCGUGAGAUUGCAAUGAGAAUUUCUUCUAGCAUCAACAGCCAAAACAGAUUUUAUACUGACCUGAAUGGAUACCAGAUUCAGCCUAGAAUGACAAUGAGCAAAUUACCUCUUCAAGCAAAUGUCUACCCAAUGACAACAAUGGCCUAUAUCCAGGAUGCCAAGCAUCGCUUGACGUUACUUUCCGCUCAGUCUUUAGGGGUUUCAAGUUUGAAAAGUGGUCAGAUAGAAGUUAUCAUGGAUCGAAGACUCAUGCAAGAUGAUAAUCGUGGCCUUGAACAAGGUGUCCAUGAUAACAAGAUUACAGCUAAUUUAUUUCGAAUACUACUGGAAAAAAGAAGUGUUGUGAAUGUGGAAGAAGAAAAGAACUCUGUCAGUUACCCAUCCCUUGUUAGCCACAUAACUUCUUCUUUCCUGAAUCAUCCUGUCUUUACAAUGAUAGAAAAGAUCCCCAUGCCAACCCUUCAGCUGCUAGGUGAAUUCUCUCCGUUAGUGUCAUCUUUGCCUUGUGACAUUCAUCUCGUUAAUCUGAGGACAAUACAGUCAAAGGUGGACGGCAAGCAUUCUGAUGAAGCAGCCUUGAUCCUCCACAGGAAGGGGUUUGACUGCCGCUUCUCUAGCAGAGACACAGGGCUGCUUUGUUCCACCACCCAGGGAAAGAUUUUGGUACAGAAGCUUUUUAACAUGUUCACGGUCUCAAGUCUUAUACCUUCCUCAUUAUCCUUGAUGCAUUCACCUCCAGAUGCCCAAAAUAUAAGUGAGAUCAGUUUGAGUCCCAUGGAAAUCAGCACAUUCCGAAUCCAGUUGAGAUGAACCUGGCUUUCAAAUUUGGAUUGGGAAGCAUUGUCUUUUAUACACUUCUUGGUUUGACGUGCAAUAAGGAAGCACAUUAUUUUAGCUUCUGGCUACUGUGAGAACAUGAAUUCUGUGAUUAUUACUAUUUUUUUUUACCAGUACAGAAAGAAAAAAAAGAAAGCCAUGCUAUAGCCAAUGUUUUUUUUUUUUAAAGUUCCAUCCAUGAACCACCACCAUCCAGUAUGAAUUGAUGCAACAACAAAUGAAGAUAUGUCUAAAACAGCCUCUCAACAGAUUGUAUCUCAGGUUAAAUGCUAACUAAUUAUAUCUGUGUUGGGGGUUGUGAAGAGGUUGCUAUAAGUAUUCAUGUUGCCGAUCCUUCAUUAGUUUUACAACAAUGCCCAUUUUCACCAAAAUGGAACAAAAAACUGGUGAGUAAUAGCUAAUGGCCAAAACGGUUGCAAUCAUUCAUACACAUUAGAAAAUUUUCGUGUAUUGAAAUAUGUGGCAAAGUGCAAUCCAUCAACCCUUAUGAUACGUAUACAGAGUUGAUCUUCAUACCUUUUUCUAAUGUACCACUUAACCCCUCCCUUCUCACCCUUUGUAAGUAUUUCCAGAAAUACCAGAUUUUGAAUCAUUCAGUAGUAGAAAAGAGGCAUAUUUUCAUUACUUGACAAUGUGGGAUAGGUGCAAUUUAUUCCAUUGUCACUAAAAUAGAAGAAGCAAUUCCAUAGGUACCAUAACCUAUUUUAGGUACCACAAGGUGUUUUUUUACACAGCUCAUUUGAAUACAGAUGUUCUGAGAGGGGUUUUCUAUUUUAAAAAUAACCAUAUCAAAAUAAAUGUGCCUUAUUUUUUUAUAAGUCUUGUUAAAUCCUUUGGUGUCCAUAUUCCUGUUAGGGGAAGGGGGGAAGGUGGAGGGGGCGGGGGAGAAGGUGGGUACUUUCUAUGACACAUAAAGUGUAUCAUUUUUGCCUGACUGACGAUGCUGGCCACAUUCUGAUCUGUUUCAUUAAAUUUGUGGUGAUGUUAUUCUAAACAUCUUGACUAUUUGAAUGUACUGAGAUGUCAGAAAACAAGAAAAAUACUGUUUAUUAAAAUAUGCUGCUGCCAAGAAGACUGCAGCUCAAAGCAAGGAUUUUGUAACCUGCAAAAUCCAUAUGUGGUUUCCAUUUCACAGGAGGUAACCCUAUGGAAGAGAGAAUGCUUUAAAAGAGACCCUGUUUUGAAACCCAUUUAUAUGUAGCUCAUCAUGAUUUAUCUUAUUAAAGAACAUGUUUGUUCAGUGAAUUCCAAAUUUGUGUACAUGCUAACCUCAAAGUGAAGUUCCAAGCCCAUGUGCCAUUACAGUACUUUUGAUAAAAUUUAUUUUGGGAUCAUUGCUAACGUGACAUUAAAAUAAAAGCCACACUAGCAACAUUUAGUGUAUUUGAUUUUAAGAUAGAAAGGAUUCUUUGAGUAUAUACACUUUUGAAAACUCUCUUUGUGUUACCUAAUAAUUAUCUGACUUUAAACUUCCUUUCACCUCCUGCCAUCCCAACGUCAUUAUAGAGAAGUUAAAACCUAAUUUCUGUUUCGCCGGGUAGUCCGAUUAUCAUCUGGAUUUUUUUUUUUUUUUAACCAAGAUGCAGCUCCUAAGAUUAUUGUUAAGUUAUGUGAAAUUCAUAAACUUUUUUCGCCUUUAAUAACUAAGGAAACAAUACUAGUGUUGAUAAAGAUAUUACAAGGGAGUAAUUUCAUGCAAUAAACGUGUACUGUAUGUUUCCUUCCUCACUUUGGGGGAUAAACAACUAAAAGAAAACAAAAACACCACUUCCUUUUUGUGGACAUCUGCCAAUGUUAGGAUUGCUGGAAGCAAAUCCCAGGAACAAGAUCAGUGUUUGCGUUGCAUCUUAAAUGUACAACCUUCUUUGGGAGUUCACUGUGUUCUGUGGUUAAGUGGGUGUGCUUAAUCGUUCUGGAAAUUCUGAUCAGUUGACAUAAAAAAUCUUGACGCAAUAACUGUGGUUUUGCCACCCCUGGUUGGGUAAGAUGGGUCUCUCCCACAUCAGGCAGGCCUUCAGUGUGUGUUACCACCAGCCGUUCACAGGUAAAGCAGAAAUUCUCUUUAAACCAGCAAGGUUCUGCUUUUUAUUUUUAGAAUAAAUCAUCAGGGAUAUGAACAGAGGAUGCUUUUGCUUUGGGUUGUGGUCAAGAACUGAUUAAAUAAUUCAGUGUCUCCAGCACCCACUAAAAACCACACACUUCGGUUGUGAUCUCAGUAGCAUAUUUGUUUGCUUCAGUUUUAUUACAUUGGUUAUCACAGUGUUCCGUUGGUCAAGUAGUUCAUUCCUUUCUAUGAGCUUUUUUUUUUUUUUAAUUUUAACUUGAGCUUAUACCUGCCAUGUUUGAGAACUCCACAUCCUUGUUUUCUUCAAAUACUGAUUAAAAUAAAAUGCUAUAAAACGUGUGGUGAAUCGUUGUAAUUACCUGCCCAUGUCUUUGUUGUACUUGUGCCGAAAUGUUUUUACAUUCCUUUGUCUGGAAGAAAGUCUCUGCUUUCAUUUUGAUUAUGUUGCUUACCUUGGAAUCAAAUAGGUUUUGAUAUUUUUCUCUUGGAAGAUUUUAUAUCUUUUUGGGAAUAUGUAAUAUAAGAUCUCUAAUAAAAGAUAAAUCUUACCAUGUA